AGUGUUGAUUCUAAAUCCAUCUUGAAAGAGCAGAGGCACAGAAAUACUGAGAAAUUCUCUACCUGCUGGAAGAUACUUUUUUUUUUUUUUUUCAGUCUUGCCCAUAAGUUGAAAUAUGCAGUGUUGCUGUGUUUGGAAAGCAGAUGUUGAUGUGUUAUCAUAAACCAGAUGGGCUUUGAUGAGCUGGUGACUCUCCUGUGAUGACCUUGGAAGCAUCCCACAGGGUGUUACUUGGGCUUCCCCCUUCCAUUGUGUGCCUGUGUUCCUUUGUGGGUAUGCAUAGGAGCUUUUAUCAUUAACCCAAGUAUAAAAGAUGAAUGCUGGGAGCCCUGGUGCUUGGUGAGAGCUCCCAUGUAGUUUCCUUUUGUCCCCUCAGCUUAUUGUGGCAGAUGUGUGUGCCUUGAAGCAGCUGAGACUGUUGAGGAAGAAAUGUGAAACAAAACACCAGAAGUUGGGGUGGAGGUAAGGAGAGUGAGAGGAUAAAGAAGAGCUUGAUGCCUGAAAAAUCUGCUAAUCCAUUGUGGUGCUUCCAGCUUUCUCCUGUCACUUCUGGAAGCAGGAUUGCUGUGGGGGAUCAUGUCCUCUCCAGGUGCUAGAAUUAUCAUGCUGCAGUCAGCAAGUACAAGAGCAUAGUCACAGCUUUUGUGUAACUGUCCCAAGCAUUGCUCUUCCAUGUCCUGCCAGAAACUUGCUGUUUCCUGAUACCACAGUACUUGCAUCUGAGACAAACCAGCAGAUCACCAAUCCAGAGUGAAAUUUCUGAGCAAAUCACUCUGUGCAUACUGUGUUUUCAAGCCUGUGUGUUGUACUUUGAAUGUGGUAAGUUGUAGUAGAUUGGAAUGUGUGGGAAAUAGAAGAGGUGCAAGACUUUAGAAAACUGUGGGAAAGCAAAUCUUAGAGUGAAGAAAUGCAAGAAAACAUUUUUUCUCUUCAACUUCUUUGGCUUUGAAUUCUGUGCUCUAGAUUUGGUUUUCCUAUGAGUUUUAUUCCCAUCCUGUGGGCAAAGCUUCUGUGAGGAUUUUUUUUUAUCAUGCAUGAAAGAAAUAGCUCCCUUUCCAUGUGACUGUGAUCAAAGUUAUCUUGUCCUGAUUAGGGAAAAGUCAUCCUCCAGCACAGGCUGAGUACAAUGUGUACAAACACCUGCAUCCCUAGCUGAUAGGAAGGGCUUGCUCAAGCAUUUUUCACCAAAGGGGAAAGUGUACAAAAGUAUAAUGCAUUUUAAAUCAGUUUAAUGUCAAGUGGGAUCAAACCCACAGAAAGCAAUUGGCUUAAGUACAGGAUUACUGCAGAAUAUCACAGUCACCUUGACAUGCUGGUGCCUUAAAAUGAAUUUUUCCUCCUUCACUCCUGAAUUUCUUCUCAUUUUAACCCUGAAUGUAUACUUGGAUUUGUGGGUAACAGCACUGUCUCUGAAGUCACUUUGUUCCUAUGGUUAAUUGCUGCCUUAACUUGAUUGUAUUUUAUGACCCCUGUUCAGUCUUUUAUGAAAUCACACCCAAGUUUGGUGAUUUUCAAAAGCUGAGAAAAAUGGUAGUUAGGAACUGAAAAUUGUUCACUUGUGUCUUGUAAAGAUUAUCAAUUUCUGUGUAUAGGUAUCACAGCUCAUGUUUUUAUUAUUCAUAUUUUUGGGUGAAGGAUUUCUCAGCCAAUUUAACCUAAAAUGUGGAGAUUAGAUUUGUGAGUGCCUCUAGGGGCAGGAGAAAUGUCCAGAGGGGAGGGUUCAGCCCAGUGACAUAUGGAAUACCGAAGAGGCAGCCUGGAGGGUGUCUCUCUGCCAAGUGGCAAACUUCAGAGAGAAAGGAAGAGGAAAUGUAAGCAAACCUCAGGGAAUGUUGAGCUCUGGGACUGGCGAUGAAUAAAACAGAGAAGAUGAAUGAACCAUGCUACAAAAAAGUCCAGGAUUUCUAUACAUCUGACCUCAAGAAACCUCUGCUGAAGGAAGUGAAUGCUUGGCCACAGGCUGCAAAGAGCAGCAGCAGCUCCGGAGUUCCUUUUCCUUGCCCACAUGUGUGUGGUUGCCUCUCCUUGUUGUGCCUGACAGGCACUCUGCUGGGACAUCCUCAGUGUUUGGAUUAUGGGCCACCCUUCCAGCCCCCUUUGCCUUUGGAAUUCUGCUCUGCCUAUGAAAACUUUGGCUGCUGUGACCAGGAGAGAGACAAAGCAGCAAAAUACUGGGACAUCAUGGAUUACAUGGAUCCCCAGGGGUAUAAACUGUGUGGAAUGUACAUCAAAUAUAUCCUGUGUCAGGUUUCUGUGUGUUUGACAGAUGAUAUUCUGCCAAUGUUUGCAUAUGGCCGCAGUGUGGGCAAGUCAGCUACUGGAGGCUUUGUCUGCAGGGGAUGUGAAUCACCCAGCUUGAAUGGCCUUUAUAUUUUUGGUGAUUUCAUGAGUGGUCGACUUAUAGCUUUACAGGAGGAUGAGAAGACAAAUAAGUGGAAGAAGCAGGAUAUCUGCAUUGGCAGCACAACACCUUGUGCUUCCCCUGGAAUGAUCAGUUCCUGCAGCAAAUUCAUCAUCUCGUUUGCUGAGGAUGAAGCAGGGGAACUAUAUUUUAUGUCUAUUUGUUAUCCCAGUGCCUAUGCACCACAUGGAUCACACUACAAGCUCAUUGAUGCUGCAAGGUUUGUAAUUAAAGAUGGAUUUCCAGGCCAAAUUCUUCUGGCCACUGUCAUGUGCCUGAUGGCAACUCAGACUUCCCGAGGAACCUGCCAGAUGUCUGCAUCUGGCUUUGUUUUCCAAGGAGGGAAGUGUCAAUACAAGCCUAUUCCAGUGAAAACGAGCAAGUGGAUACCCUUUGUUCCACAUGCAAAGACUGUCCUUGAGCUGCUAAAUGAAGCUUCAGCAACCAUGCCUCCAAAAACAUCUUCUACCCUCACUGCAGCCACCCCAAUAGUUUUUCCUAAGAAAGCAAAGACCUCAUCCACCAAAAUAAAAGCAUCAACUGCAAAAUCAGCUCCAUCUGGUAAAGAGAGACAGAGUCAAAGCUGAGGGAAAAAAGAAGAAUAAUCUUUUCCUCAAAAGGAAAAGAAGAUUUGACACAACUCCAAAACUGCACUAGCACCACCUGUACCAAAAAAGAAGUGCUCCCACCUAGCCACAACCAAGGAGGUUCUUCCAAAGAAAGCCACAUCAGCUAAGGGAAAAUUAGAAAAGAGGAGGAAGAGGCAGCUUUUGAAGCUGCUUCAGUGAUGUCCCAGAAAAAGCAAGUAGUCUAUAAAAUGGUGAAACAAAAGUGUUGAAUAAUGACCAAAUAGAAGAGAUUUUGGGAAACUUGUUAUGGAGUG
Messenger RNA from Catharus ustulatus (Swainson's thrush), 3284 nucleotides. RefSeq names its product HHIP like 2 (gene HHIPL2). NCBI's taxonomy places the organism in Eukaryota, Metazoa, Chordata, Aves, Passeriformes, Turdidae. The record is from RefSeq and is a predicted model, not a curated record.